CGCUCGGCCAUGGGAAACCAUAAAAAGCUGAGAGAAUUGAUUUGUUCCAUCAUCUAUGUGAAUAACAAGCAAGGCAAGGCAUGUGGUUUUUUGAGGGGGUACUUUGUAAUUAACUCUUUAUCCCUUCUUGUUUUCCUUUUGGCUUUGGUUUCGUUAUUAGGACCUGGCAGACAUUGAAGGGAAAAAGUCGUCCAAGGUCUUGGAACUCUCAUUUCUGCGCAAGUGCUGUUGUAAAUUGGCCACAUUUGUUUCACUCCCCAUUGUCUCCACUCUCCAACAAGAAGUGCAGAUUAUACGGAAAGAGUUUUGAGUUUUUUGACAGCUAACAUCUGAAGUUUUUCUGGACUCUUUUCACUUCUACACCUUUCCAGCAGACCUUGAUAUUGAUAUCUGUCCAUUUCAUGCUAGUUCCAACAACUGGAUGUACCUAAUGUAGAGUAAAGUUUUCAUGCUUCGGAGUUUGAAAAUUUUAGGAAGGAUAUGUCUUCUGCCUUUACCUCUAGACAUCUCCGAUAGUCUUGGCAUCUCAAUAUCCUAGAUUUGAGGAAAUUGUAGAACUUGAUACCUAGAACCAUUAGGCAUUCUCAUCCUGAAGACCUGCACUGAGCAUGUGCAACAAAGAUCUUUACUUCAUGCAGCGGUUCUUUGAGGAUGUGAGUGGUUGAAAUGCUUGAAGCUAUAGUGUUGCAUGGGCAGCCAUUCUGUCACGUGGAUGUGAUUGACGGUUGAUGAAGGCACUGUAAGUGGAAGAUGUAAAGGGAAGUGGAGAAAAACAGGUGGAGAUCUAAUUCCACUGUAAGGACACUACAAGUUGGAACUGGCCCUUUGCUGCUUGGUUGUUUGGUCUCUGCACUAAUUUGUUAAUUUUGAAGUUGUGGCAGCAGUUUCCUCUUCCUGCAUCUUUUUAUGCAAGGGAUACACGAGUUGUCAUAGUGUGCUAUUCUGAGUGAAGCUAUGAAGCAGGAACUCCAGCGCUCCAAAUCAGGUUCAUGUAAGCAAAAAACAAAAGGAACAGUUGUGGCUGAGGCAUCUCAAAAUAAAAUGGAAAAGCAAACUAAAAUUGACAAAGGCGAGAAUAUCAAAUCCCUUUCAUCUGUAAAAUCAAAUUUGGAAAAGCUAAAUACCAAGUUAAUGACAAAAAAGUCGAAGGAAAUAAAUUUGGAUUCAGUCAGGAGCAAAGAAGAGAAAAGCCGGAAAAGGAAAAAAGAAGAUGAGCAGAAGAAACCCAAGUCAAAUAGCAAAAUUUCUCCAACUCCAGAAGCAAAGCGCAGAAAAGAGACCAAAUUGGAGCCAGAGAAGAACUCUGGGAUUAUCUCCCUAGUACAAUUACUAUCAAAAAGUAAGAGUGCAGAAAGCAGAAAACCAAAGCCUAAUAUAAAGCCCAAGAAACCAAAAGCCACUUCAGUAUCUGUAAAAACCUCAAAAAAGAAGCCUUCAAAUGGUACUGCUGCACAGAAUUCAGUUAAAAAGGGCAAGACGACUUCAACGUCUGAGCAAGGAAAGGAGGAGGAGGAAACGGAAAGUGGUAGUCAUGAAAAACUUAAACCAAAGAGCCCAAAUUCUAAUGCAGAGGCCAGGGAAAAAAAUCAUGAUUCACUUUCAAUGAGAGCCGAACCAUCAAGAAGUAAAGAUCAGACACAGAAUGCAACCCUAAAGACACCCAGGCUGAGUUCUAUUCAUCAAACACAGAUGGAAGCAGGGAAGCAGAAGAAUGCAAAAGCAACUAAACAUGAAGUUCAGUUGCCAUCCUUGGUAGAAAAAUCUAGAGAUCCGAGUUUACGCAGACUGAAAAUAAUGCGAGCUCUUGGUUUGAUCCCUCCUGCUGCAUCUCCAUUCAUGAGAACUGGUGCAGGGGUCUGAACAGACUUCUGCUUUAAUAACUAUGCGCGGGUUUUGCAACUGGGAGGAUAAAAUAACGACAUUUUGGUCCAUUGUCAUGGUGCUUUAUUCAGCAAUGUAGCUGAAAUUGUCUAUUCAGCAUUUAUUACUGACAAAGGGGUGGUGGAAGUUAUGUAGCUUAUGCCUAAAUUUUGCGGAUUUUGCAGAGUGACUAGAGAAAUUUCACCUUGUAAACUAGUCAGCAACUGCAACAAGACAUCUGUAUUGAUGGUCUUAUUGUUAAUUGAGAAACUAAAACUCAACGUGACAUUUUCCUGCAGGCUGACUCGUAAACUUGUCAAUGUGGAACUCUUAUAUUUGUGUUGUAACCUAAAACUGUGUACAUUGCAAAGAUGCUUAUCAGAGCACGACGCAUAUGCUGGAAGAAGCAUGUGAAGCUGUACCUUUUUCUUUUGAACA
Molecule: messenger RNA, 2298 nt
Organism: Coffea eugenioides
Lineage: Eukaryota; Viridiplantae; Streptophyta; Magnoliopsida; Gentianales; Rubiaceae
Product: vicilin-like seed storage protein At2g18540
Exons: 13
Coding region: 955-1860 (301 amino acids)
Source: RefSeq, a predicted model, not a curated record